AUGGACGAUUACCAGGAGCAAAUCCAGACGGUGCGCGCCAUCACCAACUAUGAUGAUGAGCGAUCCAUCGCAACUGCUUUGCGAGAAAAAGGAGGUGACCUGGAAGCGGUCAUCAACCUGAUAUUAGACGACGUCGAUAAGUUUCAAAGAACCUAUGCUUGGGAUGAGGCCGCAUUCAAUGCGAACCGCGAAGGUGAUGGGGUUACGGGUGUUUAUGGGCCCAACCAAUCGUUUCAUAUCCAGCCUCCAGACAAUGAUCCGGUCCUCUACGGAUACGAUCCGGGAUAUGGAUCCACCGCUCCAUCACGGCCUCCUUCGAGGGUUGACAACCGGUCUCCUAUCGGACGUGCUGUGGACAUGACUACCGGUCCAUAUGCUUCCGGUGUCCCGACGAACCAAAUGGAAGAGGACGCGCAGCUCCAACAAGCCCUUGCGGCCUCCAUGAAUCCUUCGGGCAUGCACACUCCUCAACCGAUCUCCAACGGACUGGGAUUGCCGCCGCAGCUGCCCCCUCCGCCUCCGCCUCAAGAGUCGGGUGUCACUAACAAUGGCCCCUAUUUUGGUCCAGCGAACAGAUCGGACUAUGAUCCGAAUCAAUGGGCCAUGGUUCCCCUCAGGCUUCGCCAAACGGAUCCCAGACCAGUCAGUAGACAAAGGGCUCCCGGGAGCUCGGCGUUUUUGAGGAACCGUUCCGAUAAUUCGACUAACCGACACCGCGUCGGUGGGAUCUUGACGAUACUGCACUCCAUCCCAGCCGCACGGAAUGCGCUUCUCCAGUUAGGCAAUGUGCCGGAAUACGGCUACGGAAGCAACAACGAAUGGUGGAGGGGACAGAAGAUUCUUCCCCCGGCGCUACAGGAACAUGAUGAACAAAUUAGCUCGGAGCGGAAUCAGUUGCUUCCUCCGUGGUCUGACGAGCUUCAUCGUUUGGUAGCAUUCCUGGACUCGACAGAAAGGGCUUACGGAACGGCAGACAUCUUGGCCAAAUGCAAAGCUCCCGGUGUCGAAGACCGCUGGGAUAGUGAGAGGGAGUUCUUCGACAGCCACAUGGAGAUGCUGAAAGCCAGAAAUGAUGACAGCUGGGACGAUCUCACCAUGUGUGUGAAAAAGUCCCAAUACGGCACCGAACAAGGCUUCUUGGAGUAUCUCAACCUGUUGUACUGUGAAGAUUUGGACCUUACCACAACAAACCUGUACGCUUGUCUUGAUAAGGCAUUUUGGGUGGACCGGAAUACUUCAGGAGAUUCACUCGAGGGCACACCCUACACAACGAUCAGUAAGCUGCCUGAGGUACUCACGAUUUCGCUCAGAGCGCCACAGGGACUCCCGGCAGCUGUUGACAUACCCGAGACGAUAUACCUUGACCGGUACUUGGCAACCAAUGAAGAGAAAAUCAACGAACUUCAAGCCGAUCUAUCAAAACUGGCGUACGCGCUUCGCAAAUGUUCCGAGGAGGAGGAAAGGUUGACAUGUUGGAUCGACAAAGAAACGGGUAAAACUAUGGACCGCCGAACUAUGAUUACGGACAGUAUCGAACGGUGCAAAGACCAUAUCCAGCAACUCAAGGGUCGGGCAGCCUGGAGAAAUUUCGAAGAGUCGAGUUCCGAUGUUAGUGGAGAUGGUUACCGACUUUAUCUAGCGGGCGCUGAAAAGGAGGCAUCGGUUUCACCGGAUGAGGCAGCUAUUAUCGCUUUUUACGAGCGCAAGAUCAAGUCUCUGACAGAACAGGCAGCCAAGCUUGAGAAGAUUGUACAAGGCUCUAUAGCGCCACAAAAAGAACGCAUUAAGGAUGCUUUGCAGCAACAUAGCAAGGCUCUCACCGUUCCUGCUUCGGAUAACUCAUGGGUCCCCACGGCCAAGUUUACUCUUCGUGGCGUGACAGGCGAGCCAAACACCGUGUUCUUGCGGAAACAGGAAGUCGAGCUUAUUGAUCUCGAAGAUGGGGAGGUCCCUACGGAACAGUGGUUUAAAAUUUCGUGCUCUUCCGGGAGCAACUACGCUUUGCAGAUAGAGAAAACAACCCACGAAGCUGCUAUAACGCAGGCUUGCGCAGUCGGCACUGAACCCCUUCUCAUUUACGCUUCUGACAAGGCGAUGAACGCUGAACCAAUCCCUCUCAAUGAUGCUCUAAAGGCCUUCAUCAGGUUUGACAAUAAGUUCUUCAGCCAAGAACUGGCACAGACCGAGCAUGAACAGCACGAAGACUCCAGAAAGCGUGGGCCUAUUUCGAUGUCGUCUCCGGACUCGAAGAGACGUAACAGAUCUAACAGUGUGGACUCGAUGGCCACGAACCACGCAUCAGCCGGCGACGUAGAGAUGGAUGAUGAAAUGCGUGCAGAAUUCCUCAAAUCUUCCAACGGAUCGGGGUACGAAAACGGCACGGAGAAGGCUAGCGCCAGCUCUGACCAUGAUAUGGCGGAUGGUCUUGCUCCUUCCCCACGCCAGGAAGAUGCCGCUGUUCCGCAUUCCAAUGAUCUAGUUGACCUGCUCACACCCACUUAUGAAGAUAAGGCAGAGAGCAAGGAACAUGAGUCAUCCAACGUUGGUGCAUCAAUGGAUGGCACGUCAGAGAAGAUGGGGCGUGUGUCCCUCGAUGAGGACAAGAUGGAUGUUGAUUGGCGCCAAACAGGAGGCGAUACGAAUGCCGGUUGCAGCCAGGCCAGCGGAUCCAGUGCCCAUACAGAAGACUCUGGUAUAACCGCGAAGCCAACCAAACCUGCCGACGAUGGCACUACAACGGCGAGGGGCCCAGAGAUGCAGGAGCGCAGUAACAAUCCAUUCCUCGCCAAGGCACCUAACACAACUGCCGCCUUGACGACUUCGGGCAGCUCCUUGCAAUCGUUCAGCCGAGAUAUUAUGGACUUUUAG
Molecule: messenger RNA, 2868 nt
Organism: Sordaria macrospora k-hell
Lineage: Eukaryota; Fungi; Ascomycota; Sordariomycetes; Sordariales; Sordariaceae
Biological process (GO): protein deubiquitination
Cellular component (GO): nucleus; cytosol
Source: RefSeq, a predicted model, not a curated record